AUGACUUGUUUCAAUUUUGCAUGUUUAUUUUGGCUGGAAUGGGAAGCCUUGCAAGCCGCUUUGCGUAUGGGGAUCGUGGGUUUGCAAGGUUCUUUUUCUUCUUCCUGGCAGCAGCCGUUUUAUAUCAGGUGGCUCAUCAAGAUCAAUGGGAAGAGUACUGUCAUUCACAGCCACGGAUAUAUCGUUUUCCGUUGGAAAGUCCUCCUUAUUGGUGGAGUCACUCAUGUUAGAAACAAGGGCUGUGGUUAUAUUACUGGACGGGGCUGUGAUUUUUGUACUGGAUUGGGCUGUGGCUUUGUGACUGAUUGGGGCUGUCGUACUGCUACUGGAUGGUCCUGGAGGGCUGAGCCUGUUCUGAGAUUUGGGCUGCAGCAGUGUUGCUUAUUUGGGCUGUUUUAUGGCUACUGGAUGGUGCUGGGUAAUUGCUGUUGGGCUGAACCUGUUCUGGGGUGUGGGGUGUGGAUUUGUUACUGCUGGAAGAGUGCACUUUGUGUUGUUGCAAUUUUGGACUUGUCCUUGGGAUAUUGGGCUUCACUAGGAUAUGCUGGGCCAGGUCUCGAAGAUGUAUUAGAAGAAUCAGCUGCCCUAGAAACAGCAAUGGCAGCUGCAUUCAUUGGUGGAGCUGCUCUGGGGGCAGUUUUCGGGGAGCUUUUAAAAGCAGUAUUGGACGUGAAAGACAAAGCCCUGAUGUUUAGGUCCAACCUGGAGACCAUGGAAGACAUACUACAAUCAAUCAUUCCGAUUCUCCAAGACAUUGAUCAGUUGAACAAAGCACUGGAUGGUAGAAAGGAAGAGACAGAAAAAAUCAUGAAAGUAAUCAGGAAAGCCGAGAAGCUUGUUCUUAAAUGCACCAAAAUUCAUCGAUAUAACUACUGGGAAAAGUCUAGAUACACAAACAAGCUUCUCAAAUUAGAAGGGUCACUCAAGCUGUUUUUUCAGAUUAUCAUGCAAGGCCAAACAGCAAGGGACGUCAAAAAGAUUUUGGUGGAAGUAACAGGCAAGCAUUCGAGCAGAGGGAGAAAAAUUGGAUUUUAUGCUUCGAGUGCAGUCCCUGAGCCUCCGGCGAAUCCUGUUGGGUCAGAGUUGGUAUUGGAGGAAUUGAAGAUGGAGCUGUUCAAGGAUGGGGUGUCCAUGGUUGUAUUGUCAGCUCCUCCUGGCUGUGGAAAGACAACAUUGGCUAAACUACUUUGUCACGAUAAGGAAGUUCAAGGUAAAUUCCAGGAUAACAUCUUUUAUGUCAUUGCAUCAAAAAACGCAAGCAUGGAAGGCGUCGUAAGGAGACUAUUCAAGCAUCGAGGUCUCGAUGUAGGUGACUUUCAAAGUGACGAAGAUGUAGUUUACCAACUUGAACAAUUUUUGAAGAAUAUAGGACCAAGUCCUAUACUGUUGGUCCUGGAUGAUGUAUGGCCCGGUUCAGAGUCCCUUCUUGAGAAUUUUAAGUUCCAAAUACCAGAUUACAAGAUAUUGGUGACAUCAAGAUCUGAUUUUCCAAGAUUUGGCUCUACAUAUAAGUUGCAACCAUUGAAUUAUGAUGAUUCCUUGACUCUUUUCUGCAACUCAGCAUUCCUACCUGAUCAGAGCGCAAAAAUUGCAGAUGAAGAUGUUGUCAGCAAGAUAGUGAAAGGGUGCAAGGGAUUUCCACUGGCCCUUAAAGUGGUUGGCAAAUCCCUCUGUGGAGAACCUGCAGAAAUCUGGAAAACCAGAGCAACGGAAUUGUCUAAAGUUGGUUCAAUUUUCGAAUACAGUGACCUGCUCAAUUCUCUCCAAAGAAGUUUGGAUGCCUUAGAUAAAAAGGUUAUAGUGAAGGAGUGCUUCAUGGACUUAUGUUCAUUUCCUGAGGAUCAAAGGAUUCCUGUUAACGCCCUCAUUGAUAUGUGGAUGGAAUUGUACAAGCUAGAUGAAGAAGCAUAUGCCGUUGCCAAAAUCCAGGAACUCUCUAAUCGAAAUUUAGUUGAUCUUGUAGUCACAAGGGAUGAUCUAAGCGGCUGCUAUAAUCAUCACUUUGCUAUGCAGCAUGAUCUUCUGAGAGAGCUAACUAUCCAUCAAAGUGAGUUGGAACCCAUCGAGCAGAAAAAAAGACUAGUUCUGGAGAUACAUGCCAACAAUGUCCCUGACUGGUGGAUGGAACAGAAGAAACCAAGCAUUAGUAGCCGCCUCUUGUCUAUCUCCACAGAUGAAAACUUCUCAUCAAGUUGGUGCUCCAUGCAAGCACCUGAAGUUGAGGUUUUGGUUCUUAAUUGUCAAACAAAGAACUACACAUUACCGGAGUUCAUUGCUGGGAUGGAGAAGCUGAAAGUUUUGAUAUUCAUGAACCAUGGUUCCUUGCCUACAGAAUUUAGUAAUUUCCAACUUCUUGCUUCUGUACCCAACUUGAAGAGAAUCAGAUUAGAGCAGGUUUCAAUUCCUUCCUUUGCCUUCACCUCUACGAAGUUGGAGAAUAUACAAAAGCUAUCUUUGUUUAUGUGCAACAUUGGUCAAGCCUUUGGUACCUCUACCAUCCUGGUUUCAGAAGCAUUGCCAAAUUUAGUGGAAAUCAACAUUGACUACAGCAAUGAUCUGAUAGAAUUGCCUGGUGAGAUCUGCCAUCUUAUCAAGCUAAGGAACAUCAGCAUCACCAAUUGUCAUAAGUUGAUUGCAUUGCCUAGAGAAAUCGGCAAGUUGGUUAAUUUAGAAAUUCUAAGACUUGGUUCCUGUAUAGAAUUGCUUGAGUUGCCACACACAAUUGGGGGCCUCCAUAAUUUGAACAUUCUUGACAUAUCAGAGUGUUUAGAGAUUGAAAGAUUACCAGAAGAGAUCGGAGAGGUGCAAAAUCUGAGCAUGCUGCACAUGAUUGGCUGCUCGAACAUCCAUGAGUUGCCGCCAUCGAUCGUGAAUCUUAAAUAUUUGAAGGAAGUCGUAUGCGAUGAAGAAACAGCCGAUCUGUGGGAACCGGUUAGGCAUGUUCUCGAGAAUUUGAGAAUUAAGGUGCAUAAAGAAGACAUCAACUUAGACUGGCUUGACAACCAUCGUUUUUGA
Molecule: messenger RNA, 3015 nt
Organism: Dovyalis caffra
Lineage: Eukaryota; Viridiplantae; Streptophyta; Magnoliopsida; Malpighiales; Salicaceae
Source: the annotation of a GenBank genome assembly